GGUUCCAAUCAGAGAAAAGAAAGUAGAUUCGUGGAAAGUGAAUUGCUGGUAUACCCGGGUUAGCAGGUAUAAGAUAAUAUUGUUGUUAUUUAAUAUCUUAACAACAAUGUAUUUCCAUUACCUACCAGCUAGACAUAAAACGAUACUUGCCUUCUGUUGUCACACAUGAAGAAUUCGUAUGAGUGCACCUCAGCAACAAGUAAAUCACCAUGGCCAGAUCACAUUCAGGGAAGUUUCCGUUGCCUGCAACAUAUAAAGAACUAGGACUUCUGGGCCCACGGGCGCAGUCUGUGUUAGGUAGUAUACCCCAUGAAGAAAGACAGCUGAUGUUCCCAAAGGAGCCAAUGAGGCUCUGGCAGGCAUCGAGAGCUGAUGGAGAAGAAUUUAUGAAGAAGAAGGCAUAUGAAAAGGCAGUUACAUCUUUCGAGUUUGCAUUUGGCACAGCCCUUAAAUUUCCAGAGAUGUUCAGUCCAUCAGACUUGGCCAAGGUCCGCGUGGACAUUGCUAGUGCACAGAUAAAACUGAAGAAAUAUGACACUGCUUUGGAGAUUUUGCGCCACUCAAUAUCUAUAGUAGAUGACAUUCCAGAGUGUUAUACCUUGAUGUCUCAAGCAUUUCUUGAAAUGGGUGAUAUUGUCAGUGCCUCCUGCAGUCUUUUACGUGGAAUGGAAAAAUGUCAGCUAAAUGAAGAACAACUACUGAACUUUGUCACCACUGCUGCAACACAUUUAGCUGACCUAAAGCUGGGUGUUGUUAAUGCAGGUGAUGGCAAAAAAGAGGACAUUUUAACUGUUGGUAACUUUAAACCCAGAUUGCCUUCUUCCCCUGUGUCUUGGAAUGUUGUCAUCCACCGCUUGUGGCAGCAAAAGGCAUUUGCAGCCAUUGCCUUUAUCACUUCUGGACUGCCUGGUCCUCCCGCAUCAAUCCUUGAAAAUGCUGCUGUUCCUCAUGAAUGUCACUGUGAUGGGAUGGAUAUACAAAGGAUAUAUGAGACAUUAUCACCAGCACAACUAAAAGGGUGGGGAAAUCUCUUGGCUAUAUUCAUCUUGGAACAUAGGGGAACUCUAUCGUGGCAACCAGAGGAAACUUCAAUAAUUGGUGUCAUAAAAAAUUCACUUAAAUCUGGAUCAACAGAGCUUUUGAAGCAUAUUCUUCAAAGUGACAUUGGCACCAACAACCUGGAUGAUCAUAAUGCAUUUGGAGACACUGCACUCCACUUUCUUGUGAAGUCCAGGUCAUUCACUCAGCUUCAUAAAGAAAUGAUAUAUCUCCUAAUCAGUCAUGGUGCUCUACCAAAUAUUGUGGAUGGCAUUGGGAACAUUCCUAUACAGUAUGUCCAGCAGUCCGAAGCGCCAUCUGUGUUCCAGAUACUGUGGGAAGCACUUCAGAAGCCAAAUGAAGGCUUUAAAAAGCGUAUCAGUGACUUGAAAGCAAAAGGAAAUGCAGCUCAUCGAAACAAAGAUCAUCACUUGGCUAUAUUUUUCUAUGAAACGGCCAUUAAUAUCAUUGAUGCAAGUCGAUAUGACAUGCGACGUGACAAAGCUGUACUUUACAGCAACAUGGCAGCUGAGCAUGCCAGAGUGGGUAAUGAUGACUCAGCUUUUGACAUGGCUGAAAAAAGCAGAAAUGCUGAUCCAACAUUCCACAAGCCCUACUGGCGCCUUGGAAAGUGUCUCAUUGACAAAGGGAAUGUAAUAGAAGCUUGCAAAGUCCUCAUGGAGGGACUAGCUUGUGAGGAAGUGGAUAGUGAACAAAAGGUGCCAUUUUUUCAGGAGAUCUGUGGCAAUUUGUCAGCCCUUACAGAAAACCAAGCAGAUGCUAUUGUAUCCAAAAUGGCCUCAUUCUUGCCUGCCUGUUGGCCUAAACUGGUGGAAACUUUAAGCAAAACUGCAUCUGCUAAGUCCUGGGAUGUAAUCCGUUGUCUGGUCUUAGGACCACCAGAAAAAGAAGUGGCCAAGACCAUUAUGAACCCAGGGUGGAAGUAUGCUGACCGAUUCAAAGAUGGUGAAAAACUGAAGGUUGGAUAUGCUAUGUGCCUCAAAGCCCAGACACCAGUCCUGUCCACACUAGCAGAAGUGGUAGAUGGAAAUGAAGGAAGCAAGGUGCGUGAGUGGGCUACAGAUCUGACCUUGGCACUUUUACUGCAAGGGGCAGAAAUCUCCAAACUUGCAACAUCUGAUGAAGAGACAGGCUACCAUGUUGCACUGCAUAUGUGUUGUCUUACAGAGAAGCUUGGCCUGCUGAAGUACAUUCUGUCAGAAGUAAAGUACCUCCAAGAAGCAAGAAAAGCAGUCACUAAAGAAGCAAGAACUUUGCUACAUGAAGCAUGUCUGGAGUUUGGUCUUGGAAAUCACCCAUUUGGCCAAGAACUUGUGAAACUGCUUCUUGAGAAGGGAUUUGACCCUUCUUGCAAAGACAUCUUGCAGAAGAAGGCAGUACAAUAUGUGAAUCCCAGCAGUCCCAUGUUUCAACUAUUAUCUAAACAGCAAGUGACAGAUCCACAGAGUGCAAAAGAGCUCAAGGACCUUGGGAACAGUGAGUUCAAAAAAGGCAAUUAUACAGCAGCAAGUCAGUACUACAGUCAGGCUAUUGAUGUGGUCAAGCAGAAGCUGCCUCCUUUGGACAAUGUGAUGGCCAUGCUGAAACACAAUGAAGAAAAGCACGAGCUUGCUGUUCUUUUCAGCAAUCGAGCGGAGUGUUAUAUCAAGAUGGACAAAGUAGAAGAAGCCCUAAAUGAUGCCAAAGAAAGUGUUUCUUGGGAUGGACAUUGGUACAGGGGCCAUUUGCGAGUGGCUCGGGCUUUGCAGCGAAAGAACAAAACCAAACUGGCUGUAAAAGCAUACUGUAACGCAUAUAAUGCUUUGGAUGAAACAUCCACUGAGGCUCAGCAGAAGGAGGUCUUGAAGGAGCUGAUCUCAACACUCAUCACUAUUCCCUCUGAGAGGUUGGAUCGCAUUCCAAAUCUUGGCUUCGUUCCUGCAGAAUUGUGGGCAAAGAUUUCCUAUGACUUCCUCUGUGAAGCUAUUGAGAAGCACCAGCCUGAAAGAGCUCCUCUUCAUCCAGACAACUGGGAUGCAGCAAACUUAAGUUUUAAUCUGUUUAGCAUGACACCAAAUCCAGCACCAAAACCUGUCAAAGUGAAUCUUAAGCGGCUUUGUACCUGGUACUUAGCACAGAAAGCUGUUGGAACAGCCAUGGAACUUAUUUUGUACUUCCUGGUCAGUGGCUCUGACCAUACUGCACUUAGCUUCUAUGAAGGUGACACAUACAUUCAUGGAGCCAUUUUUGUGACCAUUCUGUCAGGAAACACCAGAGUGUUAGACUGGGUGAUGAACAUGCAUGCCAUACCCAGAGGUGAAGUGAACUUGCAAGACAAGGAGGGCAACACAGCAUUGCAUAUUAUGGCAUGCAAACAUCAUCCACCUCAACGCAUACCCCCACCAUCAUUUGAAAUAGUCACUCGCUGGAAGAUGUGUGAAUUUCUCCUGCAGUAUGGAAUCAAUCCAUGCAUCAAGAACAACCAGGGUCAGACUGCGUUGGAUUGCUUGGAACGAGACUGUGAUCACAGGCUGCGGAAUAUGCUGGAAAAGGCUACCAAAAAGGAGUUGCAGUCUCAGGCACGGGCUGCACCUUCCACCAAACCACCACAGCCACCCCAGCCAUCUCAACAAUAUCAUCCAUCUCAGCCACCUCAGCCAUCCCAGCCACCUCAACCAUCCCAGCCACCUCAACCAUCCCAGCCACCUCAACCAUCCCAGCCACCUCAACCAUCCCAGCCAGCACAGCCAAAAUCUGCUAGUGGAACAAGAAAUAAUAGCAACACAAAUUUAAACCAAAGAGAUGCUGGAAAUAAACCCAAACCAAGGCAACAAUCACAGUGUGACUACUGUGAAGAGCACCUAGCAUAUGCCAAGACCUUAUUUAAUUCUGAAGAAAAACUGACAACAGCAUACUCGAAGCUGGUUAGUAUCCUGAAUUACAAACAUAGAAACCAGCGUCAUGACAGUAUGGUAGCCAAGGCCCAGGACAUGAUUAUUGAGCAACUUAGCAAAUCCUUAUCUCCAGAUGUUCCUGACGUGCUUAUGAAUGUCGCACAAGCACAUCUGAUGAAGAUUCUGGAGAUGCUUGCUUCCAGAGACAAGUGGCGGCAGAUGGAAGUAGUUGUAAGCAAAGCUCGGUCCAAUGAUGUGCCAUGUGGACAGUUUGGAAAAAACAUGUCCAUCUUUGCCUUAAUCGCAGACAAGAGCCUUUGUGGGGCAGAGACACAGAGAGUGCAGAUUUUAAACUUGCUAUAUGCUAAUGGAGCUCAGUUGCCUAGCACCAAGGGAAAGGAAGUGGUGAUCACUGCAGUCCAGCAUAAUGAGUUUCAUGUGGUAGAGAAGCUGAUUGAGAUCGGAGCAGACCCACAGGGACUGAGCCUGGAGCCUGGAGAUACACCUCUACAUGCAGCUCUAGCAGUUGCUUUGGACAAAGAAAAAGGGUAUUUUAGCCUUUUAGAAAAGCUGCUAGAUUUGUAUAAAAAGGACCCAGAGAAAUACUCACUCCUCAACCCCAACGUGACAGACUCAGCUGGCAACACGCUGCUACAUGCUGCCACGAAGGCAAAGUACAGCAAGCACUCCCACAAAGCUGUGGAGAUGUUAGUGUCUCUAGGUGUAUCUGUUGACUCUAGAAACCACAGUGGCAUGGCUGCAAUUGACAACAUUAAGGUGCAUAAUGAUAGGCGUGCCCAGUACCUUCGUGUGACUAGCAUGCCUAGUGGAAGUUACAAGCAAGAACGAAAAAACUCUGUGGCCAACCAGUUGGCAAGGGCAAGGUCCAGCUCAAGGUCAAGAUCAGGGUCUCUGGAGGACCCUAAGGUUCCAACAAAGUCAGCUGAAAAACAUAAGCAAGCCGAAGAGAAGCCAGCACCAAAGCCUGAAAUGGUAAUUGACAAUCGGAACUUCAAAGUAAGAACUGCUAUUGAAAGCCUCCAAACUCAAGUCACAAGGCUAAAAGAGAUUACUUUAGCAGAGGCCAGGGUUGCCAAAGCAGCCAAAGAAAGAUGGCUAGAGAUCACCAAGCCAACUACAGAUAACACUGACAGGUAUGGACCCUUGGGUCCCAAACAGGUGAUUGUUGUGGGGGAGAAGGAAGUGGAAGAAGCAGAGUCAGUCUUAUCAGUUUCUGAUGACAGUCAGAAGAUGGAUCUGAAGGAAAAGGAGGAGGAAGAUGAGGAAGAAGAAAAGGUGGAUGAGACUGAGGAUGCAGACCUGCUGAUCUUUGAUAAUCUGGAGUGGGAAGUGGAGUGCACAUCUGAAGUGUGGAAGGCCAUGCGUGAUAAGCGAGUGCCACAAGCGCUUAAGCAGCGAGUAGUGAAGUGCAUUCAUCUUCUCGCUCAGGGCGAGUGGAAACCUGUCUAUUGCCAACCCGUUCAGGGUCUACCAGACACACUUAAGUUAUAUCAGGCCAAGUUUGCCAAGGGCAUGCGUAUUUUGUGGGAACUGGCUAUUGCUUUCUCACCACGUCUGAGUGAAGAAGCAGAGAAACGCAUCAAUGAGGACAUCCAGGAAGAACUAGCUGUUCGUGGUGGCCGAAUAUACACAGAAAUCAUUCGAGUAUGGGACAUAGUAUUUCAACACCAAAAGAUUAAGACAUCAAUUCAACGCAUCAUCCAGUCCCACCGGAGGGGUGAAGACUGCCUUAUUCAGAAGAAACUCAAAGGUGUGAAAAAUGAACAGUUUCAAGGUGGAUUGUCGAAACGCUAUCCAAUGCUUUUCGCAGAAUCAGAAGUAGAUCAGGAGACCUUGGCAUCCUUAAGUGAGAAGGAGCGCAAACAGAUACAGUUGUAUCCACCAGCCAGUGCUAAUGAACUUGAAUUCCACAUUCUGAAGUUCUACUGCUUCUCCUCUGCAUUAGUGUAUAAUGUUCUCAAGAGUAUUGAUACAAAAAUCGACUUCCCUUUCCGUGUGACUGACCGUGAGCAUGCAGUUAUCAACCUUCGAUCCAAGACACCCAUUUUAUUGCUUGGUCGAAGUGGGACUGGAAAAACCACUUGUUGCCUGUAUCGUCUUUGGAGUCGAUUCUUAGCGUAUUGGAGCAAGUCUCAUGAAAUGAAUGGAGACAGGUGGUUGCCUCGUUCUGUGCAAUAUGCUGUGAAGGAAACAAUUGGUGAGGACAUAGAUAACCCUGAAAGGGGACCCAACGAAGAAGAUCCAAAUGCAGAGAUCUUUGAAGGUUUACAGGAUGGAGGUGUUGGAAGUGCUGAAGCUAGUGACAGCACCACCAGUAGUACAUCUUCGUCUAGUAAAGAAUUGUCUGAUGUCAAGGGCGCAAUAAGAGACCAUGAUGUGGCUGAUGAAGAUACUACCACACUCAGCAGUGGACACAACACAAGGGGAAAAGGAGAGGAUAGGAAUGAAGUUGGGGAUGUAGAUAAUGAUGAAGAAGAAACAGAGGAAACUGAAGGCAAGGCGAAUGAACUACAGUCCCACGUCAUCUACGAUCACCUCCACCAGCUCUUUGUGACCAAGAACCAGGUUCUGUGCAGUGAGGUGCAGAAAAACUUUCGUGAGCUGUGUCAUGCUGAUGAUGUUGCUGCACAACAUGUCACUGUAGAAGACAAUCCGCUUCCUCAUCGGCUGCAGGACAUAAAUGAGUUUAAAUAUCCGCUAUUCCUAACAUCGCGGCAACUGAUCCUGAUGCUGGAUGCCUCUCUGCCUCCACCAUACUUCUUUGAACGCAAUGAAGAUGGCAGCCUGAAGGUAACCAUUGAGGGAUGGGGUGCAGAUGAAGAGAUUUUUGCCUUUAUGCCUCUGGAUGAUGAUUCUGAGGAUGAGGAGGAUGAGUACUAUGAUGAUGAUGGGGAAGAUGAUGAUGGACAGAGGCAGGAGGAUCAGAUACCUGUACCCAGGGCCAAGAAGAAGGACAACAGGAGAGAGGUCACUUACGAGGUCUUUGCUCAUGAAAUCUGGCCUCGAAUUGUCAAAAAAGCAAAGGUGGACUAUCACCCAAGCUUGGUGUGGACAGAAAUUACAUCUUUCAUCAAAGGAUCCUUUGAAGCAUUAAUGCAACCAUCUGGUUACCUGGACAAGGACAGAUAUGAAAACCUUGGCAAGAAGCAAGCGCCAAACUUCACAGGCAAUCGAGAUAAGGUUUACACAAUUUUUCUUGCUUACAAUCAUUACAAGAGGCAGCACAGUCUGUAUGAUGAAGGAGACCUGGUGUUUCACAUUUACAAACGCCUGAAGAUAUUAGGACAGCUACCUUGGGUUUUGCAUGAGGUCUUUGUGGAUGAAACUCAAGAUUUCACUCAGGCAGAACUUACAGUGCUGAUCCGUCUGGCUCAGAAUCCAAACGACAUGUUUCUGACAGGAGACACUGCUCAGAGCAUCAUGCGAGGUGUUUCCUUCCGCUUUAGUGACCUAAAAACAUUAUUCUUCUAUGCCAAGCAAUCACUCAGAGCCAGAGGAAAGACAAGGUUGUUAGAAGUGCCAAAAUAUGUUUACCAGCUGACCCAUAACUACAGAUCCCAUGCUGGUAUUUUGUCGCUUGCAUCUGCUGUGCUUGACCUUCUGGUGGAGUUCUUCCCAGAAUCAUUUGACCGUCUUCAAAAGGACCAAGGGCUGUUUCAUGGACCAAAACCAGUCGUUCUUGAAUCCUGCAAACCUGCUGACCUGGCUGUCUUGCUGAGUGGAAACAAACGCAAGACAUCACACAUUGAGUUUGGUGCUCAUCAAGUUAUCCUUGUAGUCAGUGAGGAAGCCCGUAAUAGCCUUCCAGAGGAUCUGAGCUUAGGUCUUGUGCUGACCAUCUUCGAGGCCAAAGGACUGGAGUUUGAUGAUGUCUUGUUGUACAACUUUUUCAAGGACUCACAGGCAUCUAAAGAAUGGAGAGUGGUGACUGACUUCUUGGAGAGACUGUCACGGGAUGAGGUUAGCAGCAGCUGUACAUCCUCAACAGGUCUUGUUGAAAUCAACCAAGAUGUACUACAUCAGUCGGGGAGACCUCGACCUUUGCACUUUGACCCCAACCAGCACAAGAUCCUCAAUUCUGAGCUGAAACAACUCUACACUGCUCUGACUCGUGCACGAGUUAAUGUCUGGAUAUUUGAUGAAGAUGAAGAGAGUCGCAAACCUAUGUUUGAAUAUUUUAAGGCACUCAACCUGGUCAGGUUUAUUGCCAUUGGUGAUGGGGAGAAAGGAGAUUUGGAGGAAUCCAUGUUUGCUGAAAAAUCCACUUCAGAGGAGUGGGAAAAACGUGGAGACGAGAUUAUGAACAGGAGCCUUUACAGAGUUGCAUCCAAGUGUUAUGAGAUAGCAGGGGCACAUCAAAAGCAGAAUAUUGCUCUUGCACACCAGAUGGCACUUGAAGCUUCUCAGAUUCGUGCUCAUCCACGAGAAAUGCGUGAAGCAUUCCUAAAGGCAGCUAUUUCAUUCUUAAACUGCCUUGAGCAAUUGCCUCCUAGCUCCUCAACUCUAGUUUUGCGUUUUAACCUGAUGAAGAAAGCAGGACUCUGUCUGCAGAAUGCUCGAGAGGUUCUCCUAGCAGCUCAAGUCUUUGAGAAAAAUGGAUUGAUGGAACUGGCUGGGCCUCUGUAUGUGCGAGCACGAAAGUGGCUGGAUGCCAGUCAUUGCUAUGAACAACUGGACAAUUUCAGCCGAGCAAUCAAGAUACUUGAUGAACACGAGAUGUAUGAUGAAGCGAUUGACUGUCUUCAGAGAUACAACAUACGUAAACAGGAUUUUGAAAAGAAAGGCCAGUCAUGUCCAAAAGGUCUGGUUGAUCACAAACCUGAUGAAGCUUACACAUUAUCCAGUCUUUGCUACAAGUCAGCCAAGUUCUUUAGCCGACUUAAGAACCAAGAACGUGUUCUUGCUGCUGUUGAUCGCAUGCCUAAAACAGAGGAUCAGAUCAGCUUUCUGAAAACAUAUGGCUAUUACCGAGAGGCAGCUGAACGCAUGUGCAGGCAGGGUCAGUUCACAGAAGCUGCUUAUAUGAUGCUUCACAAUGGAGAAAUGGACAUAGCACUGCAGAUGGCAGAGGAAGGGGAGAACAAUGCAGUGAAAGCUCACUGCUACUUACUGAAGGCUCAGAAACUGAUGGCCAGAAGGAACAAAAAGCAGAAGAUUUUAGAAAAUAUUGAAAAAACAAACACUGAUAAGGCACCAGAUCGACCUGAAGAUGCAGCUGGUGGGAAAGUGUCAGCCAUGAAAUCUGAUGUAUCUGGCGAAACAGGGUUGAAACAAAAGUCCCCCAGUAAAGCUGGUGCCAAGAUUUCUGGGGAAACUGAUGUGACACUAUCAUCAUCAGAUGAGGAUGACCCUCAGGGUGAUAUUCAGCAUCAGGUGUCAGAGUUGCUGAAAAAAGCCAAGAAUUUGUUUGACAUCUGUAAAGAUAAGACAGGAGUGGGUGAAUGUCUCCUUACAGUAUCAUUGCUACGGCACCGUGAAGACCUUGUGCUUGAGGCCUUCAACAACUUUGCUGUAACACAGCCUGUCUCUAACUCUGCUGGCAUGCUAGAAUGCACAGAGGUUCUUCGCCAGAUUGCUGGCAUCAACAACUUAAAAACUUGCUGUCGGCUCAUCCAUAGCAUGGAGUUGGUGCACAAAGUUGUGCAGGUGAUGCUGAAGCCUGUGUCAGCAGAGGACAAGAAUAGCUACAAUAUUUGCCUCAAGUUCUUUGGCCUAGAAAUAGCAGAAAAUGAUCGUUUGGCCUUUCAUCCAAAACAGAAACCUCGCUGUAUCCAGAUGGCAGGAGCCGUGAACCUGUUUGCAAACAAGAAUGAGAAAAAGUGCAAUCGUUUGGAGAAACCAGCAGGGGAAGUUUGUCUGCAUCUUAGUGAGUUUCUUUUGACACGGAUGGGAAGGUGGAAAACUGAUGCAGAACACUACAUCCAAGAGCAGCUGCCGAAGGUCAUCCAGUGUCAUAGCUUUCAGGAGGGGCAAAGAUGCUAUGAUGUCCAGUUCUGUCCAUACCUUCAUGAAGCUUAUGACAAUCCUUUAACACACACUGCCUUGGACUUGCUGUUUAGUCAUGUGAGACUGGAUCAUGCUGUCCAGUCAGGGGCAGAGUCAUUAUCUAAGAUAAAUGAGACCCUGUAUGAAUUAGCAGGUUCCUACAUAUCAGAAAAUGGUAGGUGGGACUCCACUGAGAGAUUGCUGGAGUUUCUUUUACCACCUGGACUCCCUUCCUACUCCAUGAAUGAAGUGGUUCAGUUUUGUUUUCGAGUGCAAAGGAGAGAGUCAGCUUUUCAAGGAGUCUUUAAUCAGUUGAGAAACUACCUAAUGUACCAAUGGGAACACCCAGGCCGUGUUGGACGAGGAAAAUCCAAAAAUGUUGUCAAGGAGAGAUGCAAGUCCACUGACUGGAUUGUUCUUGCUGCUUUUUUGUCUCCACUUCUGAACCUAGACAUCGAUGUGGACAAACUUUGUACAGACCUGGAAGUGGACCUGUCCAAAAAGAGGCCACGCUGGGUAUAUAAACUGCAUAAAUAUGCACUACUUACUGAUGGUGGAUUUGUCAUGCUCCUCGCACGCAGACAUCUAGAUGCAAUACAGUAUCUCCUUCCAGAUAAAUUUGAUCCAUUUGAAUCGCUGAUCAAGUUCACCAAGUUUACCAAACUUCUUGGAAAUAGAGGUGUGGUUGGGCUAAUGCCAGACUUCCCCAUCUUUUAUUUUUGGUUGGAGGUUUUUACCACACUGGGUUUCUGCCUGGCUGCCAAAAUCAAAGGGAAUGGCUACAUGAUUCUCCCAGAUUGCUAUGUACGAAACCUUAGAAUGGUCAACCUUAACAUUCCUGCUACCAAAGGAGGAAAUCUGCAUAUAUUGCUUGAAAGGUUCAAGAUGAAGCGAAAUCAAGAUCUGCCACUUUUGCAUGAUCGCAUGAGGGCACUGGUGGGAAUGCUGAGUGGAUUUGAAUGUAGAAAAAGAUUCAGUCUUGUUGGUCAUUUGGCACAUCUACAGAAGAAGACACCAAAUACUGAUUUGUUGCUGGAACGUGGCCUGGUUCUGGCACUGGUUCUUUUGUUGAACAUUGAUCAGGGCAACGUCCCUGAUGUUUGUGAGGUUCCCAUUUUACAGACAGUGCACUCACUCACUGAUGAAGAGAUACAGAACAUGCCCUCACGGCUGGCUAGUCUUGUGAGAAAUGUGAAGGAUGCCAGAAGCUAUAGAGAGAUCUUGACUGCUCUGAAUACUAGCUUGACAAACAUGAAUGUCAAACUUUGGUUGUGUCAGUGGCACUGGAACGAGAAGCGAAAAGAUGUUUUAUUUCCUAAAGACAUAAAGAAUAUGCCUGGUGAUGGAAAUUUCUUCCACUUUAAUAAACUGCAGCAUGGUAUAAGGAAGGUUCAGGAAGUUGCGAGUUAUGCUGUGAAUGAAGAUGACUCUGAUGACCAGGAUGUUGAAGGCAUUGAUGGUGGAGGCACAGCAGAAAAGGUGGAAGAGCUGGAUGAAGAUGAAAAAGUGAGUUACAUGAAAAAAAUUAAAGAUGCAGCAGAUCAGGAGGCACACAAAAAAAGUGCCCGCAUAAUCUACAGAUCUAUUAAGUCAUUUAUGUUUCGGAAACGAAUUCCUCAGCUAAAGAAAUGGUGUGUUGUACAAGUUGAGAGAGCUGUUUGCUUCAUCAUUGAUCAGUAAUGCUAUGUGUGGUGUCUGUGGAGUUGGAUUUGAAAAGUCAUCAACAGGAGAGGUUGAAGAGAGUGUUGUCCAUGACGGAGAUGAGGAAGAAGAGAAAGAGAGUGGAGAAAUAGUGCAGGAACGUAUAAAACAGGAACACUUGGACUCAGAAGGACACAAGCGUAAUGCAGCUGAAUAUAAACUUUUCGACAGAUUUACAGAUCACGUCUUGCAAUGCCUUUGUUCAGAUUAGAGGCUCUUUGUCAUUUCAUCAGGUGAAGAAAAACUCAGCUAUGGGGACUGAAGAACAGUGGAACCCUGUUUAUCGUGAUAUUCCUUAUCACUUGAAACCUUGACCACAUUGCUGCAGGAUCUAUCACAUAAGCUGCAAGAAGCCAUUCAGGAAAGAAAGUGGACUCAGUGGCAAGAACUUGUUGGUCUGUGUCAAACUCUACUUCAGAAUUUUGGAAAAACCUUGCCCCAGAUACAACAUCGGUUUGAGACAGCAACACAGCAGCAAGCAGAAGCCAGAGAGAGAGACCACCACCACCAGGAGCGGUUGAUGGAAGACAUGGUAGAAGAUCCAGACAUGGAUGAAAAAAUGGUUCAUGUGGUUGAUCACCCUGUUCAGUAUGCUGCACAUAAUCCUGCUGGUGGAGCUGGUGAUGGUGGUCACAGUUACGGUCGUUGGCGUGGCUAUGGCCACGGGCAUGGGUAUAGCCGUUGGCAUGGCAAUAGCCAUGGGAGAAGUCGCAGUUUUCACCGAGGUCAAGGGAACUUUGGCACUGGACAAUGGGGAGGACAGUUUGUCCCUGACAGGAGAGGUCAAGAUCCACAGGGGCAGUUUUAUGAAGGAGAUCUGCCACCACGAUUUCGGAGAUAGAGACAUGCCUAUACUUACAAUGUCUGGUCCUUACAGAACAGUAAUUUUUGCCAUGUUUGGAGCAUCGGAGAAGCAUAAUUACUGUAAACUUUCUGUUUUCCCAAAUUUUGUGUUUUGUGCCAACUUUUGUCAAAUCCUUUGUUGUUGUCUCCUUAACUACAGAUGUCAUAAAACAGUUUAUUUCUUUUAAGCUCUGUUUUCAGCCUAUGUUUUGUUAUUUCAUUGUUUUACCCUACUCCCAAAUGCUUGCUUAUUAAUUUAUGAUAUUUUGAGACAGUAUUAAAUAAACUUAUCAACAUCCGAGAUAUUGGAUGUUUCAUAUGUACAUUUUUCCAAUAAAUAUUUUGUAAACUUCUCUAAGCUAGCCAGAAGUUUUUUUUAAUGUAUUUUCAUUUUUUUGGACUGUGCAAGCAUCAUGUAACUAUGAAUUACAUUUCUGCUGAUUGUAGAUUUUUUUCUUUUUGAAUUUUUGCAUUUAAACUUCUCUCUGCUUAUUUGAUAAAACAUUUCAUAUAUAGAUUUUCAGCUUCAUCUAAGAAUUUAUGCCUGAUCAUAAUCAUGUUUGGAAUCAUGCUUGAUCAUGACUAAUAAAGGUGAUCAUUCCCUACCUCCCACUUUUUAAAAUUGUGCACAAAGAAAGAUGCAGUUUAUGUUCUAGUUUUCCCUUUACUUAUGCAAAAUUUAUUUAAUGAAUUGAAAGUAAAAAAAGUAUGUUAGCUAGUUCUGUUUCUUGUUGACAGUGCAUCAAAACCACAAUUUACACAGAUAAUGGAUAACACUAUGACUAGUCACUUGUAUGUUGCUUGUAGUAAAAUUUUUCAUGCUGGCCAGGUACAUAACACUUCCAGCUACUCGCAUCUGUACCCACCCACAUAUACAAAUAAAAAUAACUUUUUAAAAUUUACUGCUGACAUGACAUGGCUCACAGAGUUUGAUCUGCAUCAUAGCUUUUAUUGUUUACUUGGACCUGCAUUUGAGAGCUGUGAAAAAUUUGCUUUUCAUCAUACAUAUUUUUAAAAAAAGUGAGAUGUGACUGCUGAAAUUUGUGUUUUUUCAAACAAAAUUAUCACAGGAUCAUCUGUUUUAUUUAAAUGCUAUUGUUUAAUGUUCAAUGUUUCCAUGUGGUAGUAUAUUCAGUUUCCUAUACAGGACAAAUAUUGUAAUAAAGAACCUCCUUGUGCAUUUUGUUGUGGAUCACUUCAAAAACAAAAUUAUAAUUUUUUUUUUUAAUGUCAGGAUAUGCUGCAUAAUUAGGAAACAAGAUGUAUGCAAGACAAAUACUUUUUUCCUAGUCCUGUACGAGGAAAAGGCUUCUAAAUUCAGAUUUGUUACAAGAGAUUUGUAACUGUAGGAUCAAAAUAACUAUUUUUUAUUGUUCUUUAUUCUUAAUAAUAUUUCAUAAUAUAUCUUUCACAGAGGUUUUUUGCUCUUAUUUAUCCAUGAAGAGAUCCAGAUUUGAGACUGUUGUGACUUUAAAGCCUCAGACUGAAAUACCCUAUUUCAAUUCUGAGUUAAAACAGAACAGCUGAUGUAUGCCUUUAAAAGUCCUUGAUAAAGGGCGCUUAAUAUGAAUCCCAUUUUCUUAAGUCAGAUUCUUGAAAUGUCUUGAGGCUUAAUAAAAUUAUGUCCUUUAUUAUCAUAUUGUGGUAAAAAUGAGUGUUUAAUGCAUUGUUUUUGAAUCCAGAAUUUAUUACUAUUUUAACAUUUAGCUUUUGUGCUGUAUUCAUUUAUUUACUGAAUAAUAACUUGAGUCAAUCAUUAUGACUUGGUAACAGAGCUGACAAUAAAAAGUUACCAAGUUUAUCAUCUAAGUUUGAAAGUUAUCAUCAUGACCAUAUUUUUAUCACAUAGUUACAGUAUGUUUUUCAGCACUUUUGGAAUUGUGCUAUCCACCAUUUGAUUAGGUAGCCUCAAGAUAAAGAACCAAUAGAGAAAAAAAAUGUAGCAGUGUUUUUACAUUUAGCAGCAUCUCUGGCAGGACAUUUACUCCUGUUUUCUGCGGCAGAACAUUUACUCUGGGGAAAUAUUUUUUUAAAAGCACAAAUUAUUUACUCAUUGAUCAUUACUUGGAUGAAAGCUGUUAUCUGACCAUUAUUGUUUUUGCAUCAUUGCGAUUCCUUUGCUUCAGAUUUAAGCAACAUGAAAGGGCACAAAAUUAUUAGCCUUUUACUCCAUGCUGUGGAUUACUUUGACUGGUUCAUUGCGUGGAGCAAUUACAAAGGCAUAUGCUACAAUCCAUUGUCAUACUUAUUUUACUGGCAAUAAUGAAACAACAGAUUCAGAAUGGAAAAAAUUACAGAAGCACAGGUCUUCAAAGAUUUAUUUUACUUUGAGUUCUUUGUCAUUACCUGACAUUCGAGAGGUAUAUUUUUUCAAAAUUGCAUAUGAGUGAUUUUGAUUUGUUGUUUUUUGUUAAUUUUUGUUCUUUUUUGCUGAAGGAACCUAUGCAUGUAUUACAAACAUAUAUUCUCGCAAAUUUUGUUUUGUGACUGUGAUUUAAAAAACUGCUGUAGUGAGCACAAUAAAUUGAGUUUUCUUUUAAUUACUUAAAAAACUUCUGAUGCUUAUAGCUGCUGUAAAUUUCCAAUGGGCCUUGUAUAGGAUUAAAGUUACUCCGAGAAAGCUA
Molecule: messenger RNA, 15106 nt
Organism: Pomacea canaliculata
Lineage: Eukaryota; Metazoa; Mollusca; Gastropoda; Architaenioglossa; Ampullariidae
Exons: 51
Coding region: 210-11618 (3802 amino acids)
Molecular function (GO): protein binding; ATP binding
Source: RefSeq, a predicted model, not a curated record